GGAGGACGAGAGAGAGGACGCGGCAAAAAUUUCGUGGCGAAGCUGACUGGAUAGAGGUGAGACCGGAGGCCGUCGCGUCGGGCGGGCGCAAUCCCGUCGAGCGGGUAAAUCGGAAGUUACGGUGCGAUUAGAAAGAUCGAUACGAAAUUGCGAACUGGGGAAAUUGCGGGCGGCGCGUUUACGAGCUGGCCGAGGGUGGUCGAGAGAGAGAGAGAGAGAGAGAGAGAGAGAGAGAGAGAGAGAGAGAGAGAGACAAAGGAGGAGAUCGCAGAACGGUCGAAGGGAAAAAAAGCGGGCGGAACGCGUGCGAUGCGUCGUGGAAAAACCGGCGGCGAAGCGGACCCGAGGAAGACCUAGAGGGCCCGCGACGUUCAGGCAGAAGAGAGCGGAAAACUGUAGACACGCACGGUGACGAAGGGAACGGAGACGAGCGCGGAGAGGUAUCGUGGUGCGAGAGGCUCGAAGUCUCGAAGGCUCGAAGGCUGAAGAGAGCAGUGUGUGCAGGGAAUAAGGCAACGUGGCGAGCAGGACUGCACCGGGCAAGAGAGAACGCGGAGAGUGGAUCCGAUCGGAGCAGAAGCGAAGAGAGCAACGCGCGUGGUACCGACGGAGAACGCGCGAGAACGGGGGAGAGAGAGAGAGAGAGAGAGAGUGAGGCGCCUGCCAGAGAGGAACGGAGAGAAACGGAGAGAAGAGAGAGCGAGAGGCAGAGUCGGUCUCGGUUGUGGGGACAGAAACGGAGGAAGAGCGAGAGAAAGAGACGGGGAGAGAGACAGAGAGCCAUUCAUCUUGGCGCGCCUAGGCGGCGCGCGAUUGGUCCGACCGGGAUAAGGGAGCGACGGGAUUGGUCGGCUCUGUUUACCAGCUGGUACCCCGGCGCGGUCGAGGAUCGUGGAAGGAGAGGGGGGAACAGAACGGAGAGACAAGCGGCGCCAUUAUUGUAAGGGGUUACAUUUAGCUGGCCGUGGGUUGUAGUACGCGGCGUUCGGGAUAGGGGGCUAUAGUACCUUCAUGCAUGGCCCAUAAAGGAUUCGUCGACUAUCCGAGAAGUACGCAAGAAACGGCUUCUAACACCUGACAGGGGCCACGCUCUUCUCUUCUCUUCUCUCUCCGCGUGCCGUCGCGUCGCCUCGCCUCGACUUGCCUCGACUCGUCGUGUCGCAGCCCAAUUUUCCGACGCUGGGACUGGGACCGCUGCGGCCGCAGAUCAGCUGGGUGGGCCCCAAGACGCACCGAACCGCCGCACCAAAUACCCGCUGCUUUAUCACCUUUCCCGUGGCCCGGCGCGUCCAAGGAGCAUCGUAAUUACCAUAAAGGAAUCGUAACCGACCUCGGAGAACAGGACCAUCGGUUGGACCAUCCGUUGGCCCGUAGGACCUUGGACCGUCCGCGACCAUCGGGGACCAAGGAUGAUCGGAGCCCAGCGCCGAUAGAAACAUACCCCGCGACCGUUGGUCCAUCAACGGAGGAGGAAGAAGAAGAAGAAGAAGAAACAGAAGAAGGAGAUCCGUUUCGCCGGUGUGCCGUCGCGAGUUCGCCGUGGACCCGCGCGACCACGCUCGUGCCAGCUAUCGGUUCCCUGUGAUAAUGUGUACAAGUUGCGUAAGUGGCAAUCAAAGUGGGGGUUGAAGCUAAAUGACACAGAAGGGACAGUCGAGAGUCAGCUGGAGAUCGGAGCGCAACAGCAGCGACGAGUGAGCGACGGCCGACGUUAGGGAGCCAGGCCGACGGGUUCGUGUGCGCGCGGGAUAAUAAGUAGGAAUAGGUAGAGAUCGUCGUCGGGCAGGUGUAACGAUCGGGGAAAAAAUAGGCCGGGGACGGUUGGCCGAGGAGAGUUAGUGACAGUGGAAGAGAUGAGGCAGCAGCCGGCAGGCUCGCCAGCGGCGCGUUGGUGUCGGUGUUGAGACACUGGACCCGGCACCCGUGUCCGGGCGUGUCUUCGGCAUCUACGCGGCUCCGCAAGUACCGGCCAGCAGUACAGGUGCAGCCGCUAUGAGUUCGAAAUUCAUAAUCGAUAGUAUGCUACCGAAGUACCAUCAGCAGUUCCAUCAUCAACAGUUGUUCUCGAGCGCGAACCCAAGCACGAUCCAGGCGUGCACGAGCAGCCCGGCCACCGCCAGUCUAGAGUCCAGUUUAUCCGCGGCUGCGGUUGCGGCCGCGGCGGUAAAUUACGCGCAACAGCACAACUCGCCGAGCCCGACCGGCUCGAGUCCCCAGCACUCCGGAAGCUCCGCGUCAACGUCACCGGCGGCACGCACCACCUCGAGCAUGUACCCGUACGUAUCGGCGGCGGCGGCGCAUCAUCAUCAUCAGCAGCAGCAGGCGGUCGCGGCGGCGGCCUUCGGCGCCACGUCCAGCAUGGUGCCGGGCUUCGGUUCCACCGCGGCAUCGAGCGCCGCGUUGGCCGCGGCCGCGGCCGUCGACGCGGCCACCGCCGGCGACAAGUCCUGCCGCUACACCGCCAGCCUCGCCGGAAAUGUAGCGCCCACGUCCGCCGACCCCAUGGUCAACUACACCCUCGGACACCACCAUCAGAACGGUGCCACACCGGGCAGCCUCGUGUCCUCCGCUUCCGCGUCCUCCGCGGUCUCCGCGGCUUCCGCCUCGAUGGCCGCCGCAGCGCAGUUCUACCACCAAGCUGCCGCCGCAUCAGCCGUCGUCGAUCCGCUGACCUCCUGCCAACAACCCACCACCGGACAGCCCGGCAUCUCGGACAUACCCCGGUACCCGUGGAUGUCGAUCACCGAUUGGAUGAGCCCGUUCGACAGAGUCGUGUGCGGCAAAUCUGCGUUUCUGACGUUUCCAGGGCCGAACGGGUGUCCGAGGCGUCGGGGCCGGCAGACCUACACCCGGUUCCAGACCCUGGAGCUGGAGAAGGAGUUCCAUUUCAACCACUACCUGACGCGACGGCGGCGAAUAGAGAUCGCGCACGCCCUGUGCCUCACCGAACGGCAGAUCAAGAUCUGGUUCCAGAACCGGCGGAUGAAGCUGAAGAAGGAGCUCAGGGCGGUGAAGGAGAUCAACGAGCAGGCGAGGCGGGAGCGGGAGGAGCAGGACAUGAUGAAGAAGCAGCAGGCGGAGAAGCAGGCGAAGAUGCAGCAGGAGCAGCAGAACGCGGCGCUGCAGCACCAGCAACCGCACCACGUCAGCGGGCUGGACAAGACGCAGAGCGAUCUGCUGAAGGCGGUCAGUAAGGUGCCCACAUAGGAUACUUUGCUGGGCCGGUUGUCUUUCUUUUAAAGAAGAAACAAGAGACUGGACGCAGCGGUUUCGACGCGCAGACAUCGACAGCCAGCCGGGAGGACGAGGACGGGAACGGGGACGAGGACGAGGACUUCUCUCCUCUUCUCUUCUGUUUCGGGAUCGGAGCGCGCGAGGACGAUGCGGUCUCGGAACGAGGAACGGUGUUCGCGUGGGAGGCCUUGCCCGUGUGAUCUUCUCUGUUCUCCGUUUCUUUUUUAUACCGGGAGGGGCCGCGGGAGGAGAGGGAGGAAAGACUCGGUGGACUGCUCCUCCGGUUCGGUGAAUCCGAGAACGGGAGCGAACACGGGGGCGAAGCUGGAAGGAAGAGUGGGCGCUCGCGCGCGCGCGAGAGCGCGCGACGAUGCUCGAUAUCGGUCGUCUGUGUCUCUUUUGCUUUUUCGAACGAAGAAAGGAACGAACGGAUCGCGACCAACACCUACGACACACGCACACGAACACGCCACGUACACACUCACGCACACAUUCGCGCCAUACACUCGAGGAGACACGCGAAGCACACACGCUCUUCUGCCGGGCGCGCGAGGGCAGAGAGAGAGAGAGAGAGAGAGAGAGAGAACGACGAGGAUGAUACACGAAAAUCGUAGACGGUUUAGAGAGGAGGAGGCGGACGCGCGGAGGAACGCGAGGCGUAGAGAGAAGAUGCGAAGCACACCCUCGAAAACUACGUACGUACUUAUUUUGGCUGGGCCAAAGGAGGACCUAGCCUGCGACUGAUUCCUAGAAACGUAUAAAAAUGUAUAGUGUUAAUCGGGCGGUGCGCUCGAGCGAUCGCCGCGGGAGGAGAGAACGGGAACGAGCGUGCAUUCGGUCGCCGCGGACGAUAAACUGCCACAACACACGAGAGGACAACACGAGCACGAUUCAGAGGAGAGAAGCCGACGAUCGCGACCCGGACGCGACCUAGAAAUUAGUUUUAGGAAACAGCCGACGAGCCGACGAGCAGGAACGCGCCGCCCUGUCGUCGCCAGUUUGCGGCGAUCAGUUCGUACCGACGCGGACGGAGGAAAGGACGAGCGCCGAGGGCCGAGGGAACAGGGAGACGAUUCGUCUAAUUGCAAUCGAAUCAUCCGGGGGGGACCGAGUUCCGAACCAUCCCUCAAUAUCCUUCAGUCGUGAUCCUGCUGACGAAAGCCUCUGAAACAUCCCUAAUCCUUGAAACGUAAUCCAACCUCAUUAAAUACCCUGAAACAAGUGAUCGAUAACAGUCUCUACACUUUAAUCGAUCAAACGUGUUUCGAUCUUGUCGAACUCCUUGAAACUCGCUGAUAAAACGAUCUCCAUGUUUGAUCCAUUAUUUGGAAAAGAUUCUGCGAGUUCAAACAAUCUCCAGGUUUGAUCCCGCUUCAUCCAACAAUUAGUUCGAUUGCUAUUUGUAAACGAUCGUUGCGAGUUUGAAGGUGCGCUUCUCUGUCAAACUUGACACUUCUGAACCGUCCCAAGUCCAUCGAACAUGGUUAAAUCUUGUCAAAUACCCUAAAACAUCCGGCUGAUAAUAGACUCCACAGCAUCCCCGAUCCAUCGAACAACCUCCAAUCUUGUCGAUCUUCCUGAAACUCGCGGAUCGAACGAUCUCCAGGCGUGUUCCUCGGAGAACCUCAAGCAAAAAUCAGAUUCGAGGGAGUUUAAAAUUCUCGGUGAAGAAGCCUGGGAACGAGGCGCAUACCUUGCCGGGCAGUCGGUUAUCGCGGGGAACACGCUUGAGCUCCGAUCGGCGGCCGAGUUGUUUCGCGCGCGAGGAAUUUCGUGGUACAAAUCGAUGCCAUUCGCCGAGCUCCCCUUUUACAGAGUUAAUUAGCCGUGGUUUACACUCGGCGGUUACCUCUCCGUGACUCCGCGUUGCAAUUAGGCGAAUGAACGUCGCUCCCGGGGAAUAUCCGCGGCGUUCUGACGCGCGCGUCGGAGAACGCGCUGACGCAAGGAUCGUUUUGCGCGUUCCGACCCUGCGCGAGAUCGGGGCUUACAGUUCUCCCUCGUUCGGUUUCCCUGGUUUCCCUUCGGCUCGUUCAAAUCCGGAUCGAGCCGGCGAUCGAGGAUCGAUAGGAACGCUGGCCCCGUUCGCAGCUUUGGUCUCGGUCUUCACCGUAGUUUGGGACUCACGGUCGGAGAUGGGCAGAAUUUGAUCGGAACCGGUUGGUGAUUCGUUGGUUAUCGUAUCGGAAGAUCGUUCUCGUGGCACGAGGAUUCUUUUAGAUAGACUUUUAAUCGUCGGAACGUUGUGUUGUAUCGUGUUUUUAGCGUUAGAUUUUUAUCCGUGGUCUCGCGGCCGGGUGAAAUUCGUGCCCAUCUCCGGCCCGAUCCAGUAGAUCAGGGGUUCAAAUAGAGAAAUUUAUUUUUUUAUAAGGCGGAACGAAAAAUUCGCAGGGUCUGGGGGCCGGCGACGUCGAUUCGCGAGCGCUGCUCGGGACCGGGGCACGGUAUUCCCUCGCUGGAAGAUCCAUCGGGCGUCUAUGAACGACAGUUUCUUUAAACAUCUGCCACGACGGAGUUGAGAUAAAAAUGUAUUUAGUUGUUGAGCGUGCCAAGAAGUAAUCGUUUAUGUUAUCGAGUUGUAAGUGUCCUUUAAGUUUCAAAGAUUUGUCUGCCCUUUCGUUUCACGAAAUUGUUACGUCGCGAGCAUUGUUAACAUUUGAGUCGGCUGCCAAUCGCUGCAGCACCAAUCAGCGAGGGAAUACUGUCGCCCCCAACUCGUUCGCGCGAGAACGAUUCUCUCGGAUCGCGAGGAAAUCAAGAAAACAAAGACCAGUGACCUGCUCGACACGACGAGCUCAGGAAUCGUCGAUCAUUGACAGACGGCACAGUCGGUUCGGGUAGGCUGCAUUCGUUUGUCGCUUCAGUUCGAUCUCAGAAGAUAUCGCGCCAGGUAUCGCCAAAAGGCUUUCACCGAUACAAGGCCACUUGUAUAGGGAGCAGCACGUUUUCCAUAUUGUCUAAGAUAAUUUAUCGAGACGUCGUCGGGUGGAACCGCGCCCUCCGCCGCGAUCCAGGGAUCGUCGCCGAGGUGCUCGGCACCCGAGGUUCUCCAGAGAAACUUCGUUUCCUCGCGCAGUUUUGUUUCCUCUUUCCCCCCUCCCUCCUUUUUUUGUUCCGAACGUUGCUCGAUUGAUUCGCGGUGGGGUUCGUUUCAUUGUUUCCUCUGUUAAUUUCGUUUAUUAUCGCGUUCGUUCGCUGCUUGACUGGAAGUCGCGGACGUUGAAACCGUCGACACGGAUUUUUACGUUUGCUUUCAGAGUUUACCGGAAGAAACAAAAAAGAAGUACGUAUUCAUUUCGAACGACACAAAAACAUUCAUUGACGAAGUUCGCGACAUUCAUUCAGAAAUUAAUUGAUGUCGCAAGGGUGCCGCGGAUUGUUUUCGUUUUUUUGUUGAAUUUUCCGCGGAGAUGAUUUAUAAUUGCAAUUCGUAGUAAUAUUUUUGAACGUUGAAUAUCGUGGUUAUAAUUCGGGAAACGUCGUUAGGACUGUCGUCGUUAUGCGAGCUGACGGAAAAAACGUACAGAGAGACGGUAACUUUUCGAGCCAGACUUAAUCGUCGAAGACAAUUGAAGUACCGGUACUUGUUACCUCAAUUACACGAAAUGUAUCGUCUUCGGAUGAAAAUUAUCGUGGCAAACGUAUUCGCGACAGUCUUCUGAAGGUGUUCACAAGUUGAAAUUGUUGUCGGUCAAGCCCACCCCAGUGUCGGUGGUUUCAACUCCGAGUUAAGCCAACCCCUAACUUCCAAUCGAAUUUUUUCGUUUCUCCUACUCUUUGGUAUCUUGUUCCAUUGUUUCGUGCCAGCUGGACGAUGGUAAAGGACGUAUCCGAGAAGAGGGAAGAAAUCGGGGGUCUGGACAGUGCUUGAGAGAAAGUGAGAUAGAGAGAGAGGGAGAGAAAGAGAGAGAGAGAGAGAGAAGGAAGAGGAAAAGCGCACGCAGGCUCUCGCACACGGACGACGACACAUCACCGGACGAGUAUCUCACUCUUAGUACAUUAAAUACGUAAUUUGGUGUCAGGGUAGACCUUUUUCCAUAGAUAUAGAGGCCGUUGUUGCUAAUACUUACGGUAGAACUCGAUUUAGACGCGGAUAAAGGGAGACGAAGCCAGCCGCGCGAGAACGAGACGAGAGAAAGAGAGCGAAAGAGAGGAAGAAAGAAGAAGGAAACGCAUAUUCGGGAUUUAUAGAGAUCGAUGCCUAAUUAUUUUUGGGUCUCCUGUCCGUCGAUGCGAUUCGUACAAGGCAUUCCGACCCGUUUCUCGGCGAUUCUCGAGACAUUCUCGACACAUCGUUCGACAAUCGAGUAUCACGAGAGGAAUUCGCUCGGUUCCGCGGAAAUCGAUCGAUUCCCGAAAGCUUCUACGCCCGGGGAUCGCCUCGAUGAUUUAAUGUUCCUGUCUCGAGCGAUCCGCUGCUUGCUAAAAUCGCGCCCGCGCGCGCGCGCGCGCGUUUUUCCCUGCGUACGUUCUUAUUUCCUUUCGUUCCGGCAACUCCAUUUUAGUUUUAACAAUCCUUCGAACGCGAGUCGUUAAGUUUUAUCGGCGAGGAUCGCGAGGAAUUACUAUCCUUUUUCGAGCGAGGGGCCGAUGGGUGGAGGGGUGACGAAUCAACGAAACAUUUGCAGAAACAUAUACGUAACUCGAACCAAGAGACAUAGUCAUAGAGGAAGAGAGAGGAAGAGAAAUAGAGAAAGAAAAAGAAACAAAAAGAGAGAGAGCGAGAGAAAAAAAUAGUUGGGGAGUCGUUUAGUUUUCCACGAAGGCGGGGAAUCCGUUGUACGAAUCGUCCAGUGACUAUAUAUUUACCAGAUUGUAAAAUCAUAGUGUACACAAUACAGCACGAUAUAUAGAAGUAAACGACUAUAUUAUAUAUGAGAAUAAAAGAAAAACAAAUAAAUAAAUAAAUAUAUAUAUAUACAUGAACAUAGAAUAUAUAUAUAUAUAUAUAUGAACAAAAAACGAGGAAAAAAUGAAUCUGUUGUACCGCGCGCUCUAAGGACAAAGAAACAAAAAACGAUUUUGAUAGUAGCCUGCUAAGAAUUUAGGAUACGCGCGACCUCGUACGUAAGGGUUCUCUUCGGUGAGAACGAACGAUCGCUGGAGGCCCUAGAGAGAGGAAGGUGUCGAGACAAAUUAAUAAACGCAUAGAUAAGACUUUGUUACCUUGCGACGAAACAUAGGGGAUGUUUUUAGCUCGAUUAUCGCGCGACUGUACCAGAUACGGGGGAGGUCGACGAAAGGAAAAAAGGAAAGAAAAAGAUAAAGAGAAUCGAAACCACGUGGAAAUAGACACGUCCGUAAUCCAAGCGCGAGAUAGCGUCGUUUUAAGGGGAAUUCUACGGGGGUCGAGAGACAAAAAUGGGGCGGAGGAGCGUAGUCGGACGAAAAAAAAAAGAAGAAAGAAAAAGAACCGAUAGGAUUCAUAUUAAAUACUGUACCGCUAAUUACCUAAACUAAAAAGUACUGUUAGCGAUAAAUAUUCCCGUGUACGUAAAGUAACGAUUAAGCUCCGAGCACGCGUGUCCACAGACGAGCUGUACGUUCACAUUUCCCUCCCUCCGACCACCCUCGACCCACCGCCCGCGUAACGAUUCACUUGCGCGCCGUAAUUGCAAACGAUGUCUCGACGACGCAAUGGCAAAGUAGAUCGAAGCGAGGGAAUAAGAGCGGGUGAAAAUAGCGUAGCGUGCAGGGUUGCACGCGUGUGUGCGACGCUCGAGAAUCGCUGUAGACGGGGGGCGGGUCCUCGCAGUGAACUCUGGACAGCGGGCUCGUAUUUUCGACAGUUGGUCUCCCGCGAACGCGAACAGGGCACGGUUUUCGAAAACGGAAAAACGGAAGGCACCUGGGAAAAGCGUGUACAGCUGCCGCCGGGUCCGAGAAUUGUUAAUUUGUUCUUUUUUUCUUUUUACCUAGAAUUCUAUGUUGACGAGCUCCAAGUUCGUUUCGUUAUUGCGGUGUUCAUGUUUCGGUUUUGUUUUCAGAGUUUUUUCUUUUGAAAAAAAGAUCUCCCGGGACCCGGUUUGUCGCUGCGACGGGGGGCAGGGGGUGCGAAUGUGGCGCAUCGGUAUUAAUUAAAUCUCGCGAGCCAACGAUCUAUCGAUACCGUGCGUCGACUGUUUGCUUGUAUAUACGUACAUUGAUUUUUGAAGCAUUUUUCGUGUUCUUUAUUCGCGGAAGAGAAAGCCAGAAAAAGAUAAUCGCUUUUCAUGUUGCGGGGAUAAUUUUGUUACGUUCAUGGCUGACGAUCUGGAAAAUGUCAGCGUUCUUUUGCGUACUAUGUAAUUAUUUUGUUGACUCGUAAUAGGCUUAUCUUUGUUUCGAUUUGUAAUCCUGGAUUUACUUUCGGUAGCGUAGCCGUCGGACCCAAUUGUGAUCUUUACGUUCAGUCGCGAACCAAAAAGUGAUUAGGCUUGAAGCGCGACUUUGACAUUUUUCGCUUAAAGAAGAAAAAAAUUCGAUUAAAAUCCAAGUGCGAUGUUUGCACGACGACCCAGCAGAUCCGCGGAAAAUCGAUUGGCAGCGUUCGCGACGAAACCCGGGCGCGGAAAAACCGUAGGGAACCUCGGCUGGCAUGAUCGUUCGCAUGCGUCCGAGGGGAUCAAAACGGAAUCGCGUGCGAGACGCGCACCGACGGCUUUCUCAUUUCUUCGAAAGCAUCGCGCAAUGUUCGUUUCGCCUCGCGUGAACAUGUCACGCUCGCGUGCUUCUUUCUUCGUCUUCGGGGCCCGAGGGCCAGUAUCGUUGCGGCUUCCGGUGACGCAAGCAGCUAUAUCUUCUUCGAGCUGACCGGAGGGGUAGAAAAUCCGCGGCGUAUAAUCGGACACGAACCGGGGAGGACGAAAGAAAGCGCGGCAAGCAGGGACAGGACGGAAAAUCGCGAAGAUGGUCGCGUCCGCUCCGAGCGAUCUCAGUCAUCGAAUUUCCAGGGGAUGAUGAACGCGACGCGAUCCGAUUAUUUCUGGUGCUCCGAUCACUUCCACAAAUUUAUCCCCGUCGAUGUCCGAACGACAGGAACGCGUUCGGGAAAGAAAAGCUAUCGGGACCCUUGAAAAUGGCCCGAGAAACGUCAUAAACCUGCGUAGACGAGCGUCUUGUAACAGUAAAUAGACUGUGGACCAUUUAUGCUAAAUAAAGGUUUCUUUAUGAAUUGCAAGAAUAAA
Megalopta genalis is the source of this 10400-nucleotide messenger RNA. RefSeq names its product homeobox protein abdominal-A homolog. NCBI's taxonomy places the organism in Eukaryota, Metazoa, Arthropoda, Insecta, Hymenoptera, Halictidae. The record is from RefSeq and is a predicted model, not a curated record. Gene Ontology annotation, molecular function: DNA-binding transcription factor activity, RNA polymerase II-specific; RNA polymerase II cis-regulatory region sequence-specific DNA binding. Gene Ontology annotation, cellular component: nucleus. Gene Ontology annotation, biological process: anterior/posterior pattern specification; negative regulation of transcription by RNA polymerase II.